Centrocercus urophasianus (Greater sage-grouse) is the source of this 1500-nucleotide messenger RNA. RefSeq names its product N-terminal EF-hand calcium binding protein 1 (gene NECAB1). The coding region runs from base 1 to 993 and encodes 330 amino acids. Gene Ontology annotation, molecular function: calcium ion binding. Gene Ontology annotation, biological process: regulation of amyloid precursor protein biosynthetic process. NCBI's taxonomy places the organism in Eukaryota, Metazoa, Chordata, Aves, Galliformes, Phasianidae. Gene Ontology annotation, cellular component: cytoplasm. The transcript has 13 exons. The record is from RefSeq and is a predicted model, not a curated record.
AUGGCGGCGGAGCUGGGCGCGGGGCUGCGCAUCUUCCGCGAUAUACUGAGAAGAGCAGACAAGAAUGAUGAUGGAAAACUGUCCUUUGAUGAAUUCAAAGCUUACUUUGCUGAUGGAGUUCUGAGUGGAGAAGAACUGCAUGAACUUUUUCACAUGAUUGAUACACACAAUACAGACAAUCUUGACACUGAAGAGCUUUCUGAAUAUUUUUCGCAGCACUUAGGAGAAUAUGAAAAUGUUCUCUCUGUUUUGGAGGAAUUGAACAUUACUAUACUGAAGGCAAUGGACAAAACAAAGAAAGACUAUCAAGAAGCUUCUAAUUUGGAGCAGUUCGUGACUCGCUUUCUCCUGAAGGAAACGCUGAACCAGCUCCAGUCCCUCCAGGCUUCCCUGGAGUGUGCCAUGGAAACCACAGAGGAGCAGACUCGGCAGGAAAGACAAGGUCCAACAAAACCAGAAGUGCUCUCAGUGCAAUGGCCAGGAAAACGCUCUGCUCGAAGGCUUCAAAGGAGCAACAGCCUAUCACCCAGUAACCCUCAAUUUAACACAGGCUGGAUUGAGGAAGAGAGCCAGUGGAUGACCCAGAUAAGCAGACUUCAGAAGCUGAUUGACAGGCUGGAAAAGAAGGACUUGAAGCUUGAGCCAUUUGAAGAAGAAGUUUUGGAAGAAAAUGCAAGAUCUCACAUAAUGAUCGUUCAACGUCAAAUGUCUGUGAUAGAAGAAGAAAUUGAGGAAUUCAGGCUUGCUCUGAAGCAGUAUGUGGAGUCUGCUUCUGCUCAGAGUGGCUGUUUGCAUGUUUCCAUACAGAAGCUUCCAAAUGAUUCCCGCUUCAUUAUUUAUGAGUUCUGGGAGAACAGCAACAUCUGGAAUAGCCACCUUCAAAUGAAUUACAGCAAGACAUUCCAAAGAAGUAAUGUGGACUUCCUGGAAACUCCAGAGCUCAUUACAACAAUGCUAGUCCCUGCAUCGUGGUGGGUCCUCAAUAACAACUAGAAGCUGUGAUUCCAAGUAAUUAUGUUAUGUUUUUCACUACAAUAACAUUUAACAGUGCACAGGUGUGCUGGGUUAGAGGUUUAUCACGUGAUACUGCAAUACUUUGGAUGUAAUCUGUUCUAAAAUAUGGAAAAUCACAUUCAUUGCCUUCUUGUGAUCAGUUUAGUGAAAUAAUGCAUUGUAAAAGCUGAAAAAAAGACAAAACUAAGCUCAACUGUUAACUGUGCAUAUUUAGUCCUGUCACAGAAAACUGCAUCUUGAUUGGUGUGACUGUGUAUUUGUGAAUACUUUUAGUCGCGCAUUAAUAAACAAUUGUUACUUAAUGCUGCUGUUUUCUCCUUGUACCGGAGAAACAGGUAUAAAGUUGAAAACACAUUUCCAUAAAUGUCUAAGUCUACUUUAGGAGAAUAAAUGAAUAAUUUGUUCAUGUUAACACUAUCAUUCAGGAAAUUUUUUGCCCAAGAAAGGACAAGGCAGCACCAUUUUCUCUUAAGAGCCCCUAUGGCC